Messenger RNA from Lepisosteus oculatus (spotted gar), 9532 nucleotides. RefSeq names its product tet methylcytosine dioxygenase 3 (gene tet3). The record is from RefSeq and is a predicted model, not a curated record. NCBI's taxonomy places the organism in Eukaryota, Metazoa, Chordata, Actinopteri, Semionotiformes, Lepisosteidae. Gene Ontology annotation, molecular function: DNA binding; DNA 5-methylcytosine dioxygenase activity; zinc ion binding. Gene Ontology annotation, biological process: positive regulation of transcription by RNA polymerase II. Gene Ontology annotation, cellular component: nucleus.
CACUCAAAGAAGACCUCCAGACCUCAGGCGAGACAAGUAGCUGAACAAAAAGUGUGCUACUCCACGAAUUUCAUUUUCUAGUUUCGCACGUUUUCUUCUUCUGAAGAACUGCGGAUAGCUAACAGCACGUCCUGAUGGUGCUGUCCUGGUGCCCCAGCGGCCAUGACACCCUCACCUAUCUGCCACCAGUGCUGGGCUGCACUGUUGAGCCACGCUGCUCGUCUCAGGCCUGGUGUCCUUUGAGGUUGGAGGCUGUACCAGAUCAUGUGCCACAGUGUUCCUAGUGGCGCUGAGCCCCAUCAUACUGCCGCAGGGUCCAGCCCAGCACGAGCAGCACCCACUGACAGCAGGGUGCCCACAGGGCAUGCAUCAUCAGGUGAAGAAAGUGGUCAUGAGGAAAUCAAGGGGAAACAACCCGGAGGAGGGACCCCCACACUCACAGGACAUUUACGACUUCUCCCUGGAGGGAGACGAGCCCAAAAUUUUCUUGCGGGGAGGCGGUGGGACGGUCUCUCCCCUGGUGGAGUACAUCCGAGCUGAACACCAGCACUAUGCUGCCUUCCCUGCCCUCACAGCUGGGCUGGGGCUGUUCGCCGGUACCCCCGAGUCCCCUGGGACGGCCGACUCCUCUUCACAGAAGAAGAAGCGCAAAAGGUGUGGGGUGUGCAUCCCAUGCCUCCGCCGAGAAAACUGUGGUAGCUGUACCAACUGCUUCAAUCGCAAGACCGGCCACCAGAUCUGCAAGCUGCGCAAAUGCAUCGAGCUGAAGAAGAAGAAAGGCAGUUGGUCAUCUUUGUCUACAUUAGAGGAGGAAUCUCAACAGAAAUUGGAACAAACAAGACCAAAGCAGCAAAGUCAUGAGAGCAAACAGAGAGACCUGCAGCUGAACUGUGAUUCCAACACCAAUGAACUACAGCAGCUCCAGGUGGGAUUUAAGGACAAUAAUAAAGCCCAGACCAGGACCCCAGCACUGGCGGCAGAGACAGGUUCCAGGGUGGGUUCAGUGGAUGGCCCCAGAAGAGGCCAGAUGGAAGUUGGGUCAAGUGACCACGGAGAGGAAAAUGGGCUGAACCUGGGCCUCGUAAAUGGGGCCAGCAGGCAGCCAAGUGAGGAGGAGGAGGGCAGAGAUGGACAGGAGGAGGUGAACAGUACACUUGCAUUCACAGAGGGAGCUCAACAGGCCUGGACAGAAGAGGCCAAAAAGAUGGUGCCACCACAUCUCCUGCGAGAACACCAGCAGAACCCAGCCAAUGGAUGCUGGGACAAUCAGGAGGCUCACCCAGAUUUGCCUUGUACCACAGACUCUACUGCCACUACUACAAGCACUUUUGCUGGUGCUACACACAAUGAUGUGGACAUGGAAGAUGCCAGGAAUUUGGUUGCCUUUUCCACCACUCCAGUGUCCAUGCUGCCUCCAUAUAGCACUGCAGGCAUAGGCAUGGCAGAGCUACAGACCAUGCAUCUAUAUGAGAAAUUCAACCAAGAAAUGAACACAGGUGGUGUCAGUCGUGGGAAAACAGAGGCAAAGGGAGGAAGUGUGGGAACUGGACAUGGCUGUACUGAAGACUUGAACACCUUGCAAAUGGCUCUGAAACUAGCCAAGCACGGCACAAAGCCACCCAACUGCAACUGUGAUGGCCCUGAGUGUCCAGAUUACUUGGAGUGGCUUGAGAAAAAAAUUAAACUGGCUACAGGGGAUGAGCAACAGUGUUCUGCUCCAAAUACUAGCCCCCAACCACAGCCUCUUAACAGGGCCUCCCAGUGCCCCUUGCCCCUUUCCGCUUCAACUCCGGUGCCCCCAGACACCGUGAAUGCUGAAGACCAGGCUGUCCAUCCAGAAGCCCCCCUGCCUUACUCUCCAAGCGUGCUGUCCAUUGCUAAGGAGAAGAACAUCAGCCUGCAAACAGCCAUCGCAAUAGAGGCGCUUACCCAGCUCUCCUCAACAGUGCCCCAGACAGUGGUACCACCUGGGGAGUCUUCAUCAGCAAACCACCUUUUCUAUCAAAAUCACCAUAAUCAUUAUCAUCGUUAUCCUAAUCAUGGUAAUGGAUUCCAGUCUUCCGGUGGUCCCAUCUCUUCCUCACUCACAACUUGUGGUUCUAGAGACCAGUCCUCUACACCAGCCCCUCCCUCUUCUAUAUCUCCCAUGAAUGCUGACCUGAGCUCCCAACAGUCCAUCCAAUAUCCAACCUCAUCAAACCAUGGAAACUCCCACUUGCUUCCCCAUCAGGCCCAGUUCUUUACAAGCUCUUCAGCCCUGCAAGGUAACCAAUCCCGGGGACACCACAAAAUCCAGCCCCAAGAUGACUCUCCACUGCACCACCCUGCUAAUUCUUCUACUGCUUCUGCUGUGACCAACAGCCAACAAAGCCAGCACCACCGUGCAUCUCCUCAUCCCUCUGUCUCUCCGUUUGCUCACUCAGGCCCCAGCUCCCAGCCCCUGCCAGGAAAUACCCAGGUUCAGUGGCAGAGCAGUUGUGAGAAGCCCAGAAAACCAGUCAAUAAUUGGAUGAUGCUGAACUCCCAACAGCCCAGCUUUCCUGGCUGUGACCCCAUGUCUGAGUUGCAGCAACUGUUAGGUGACACGAGUGGGAAGUACAUCGGUAAGUCUUCUAACAAGAUCCCAGAAAUGCUACAACAGCAACACCCUCAACUGCAUAAUGAACAAGUAAAGGACAAAGGCGCAUCAGUGGCCAGAAUUAAACAGGAGCCCUUCAGUGAGGGAGACUUUCCAGGAAAAUUUUAUGGGAUGGCCAAUGGGCAGCAAUCAAGACACCCCAUGUCUCCAGGCAGUGCUAUUCACCACAAGACCCAGGUUGCUCUGCAGCAGCACCUUAACCACAAGAGGAGUCUCUUCCAGGACCAGUCAGACCAGACCUCAGCUCUGCCCUCCAGCUUUCAGGACCUCAGGAAAUGGUGGCCCCAUCCUGGAGGAGACUUGAGUAUAAAGCAAGAGCUCAAGGAAAUAAAAAAGAAGAAGACUAGCCAAACGUCUCAAUAUCUUAAACAACAGCAGGCCCUUUUGGGCUUGCAGCCACAGAUGCCCCAAUUAACUAAGCCCAAACAGAUUAUAAUCAAGAAGCCCAAACAGAAAGCUUCCAUCCCCCCCUUCCUCCCACAGUUCCAGAUAACCGUGCAAAAACCACGAAAGCUGGAAGAGAGCCCCACUACCACACCAGCGGUAUCAACAGUGGCCAGGCAGGAAGGGCUCCGACACAUUUUGCCUGAGGACCCCUUCCUGGUCAAUAGUUACCUAGAUCAUCAUGCAGUGGUGGGUCAUUUGGCUGAGAGCAACACUCAGGAAUCAAUUUUGAAUAGUGCUAGUGCUUCUACUACUACUCCUACUUCUACUGCACUGGGCUUGGCUGUCCAAGCCUUUGGUCAGUCUGUAUCUUUGCAGAGCGGAAGUGUGAAUAAUUCCCAGCUAUCUUCCUGUAUCCCAGAGUCCACCUCUACCCCCCCAGCUCCUACAUCCCAGCCUUCUUUGAGCUCUGAUGGCCUUUCUCUCAACAGUGAAGGCAGGACAGCUCAGGCCAGUUCCGGGCUGAACAUCCCAGAAGAGCCAUUGAAUAGCACCAGCCUGUCAGCUUCAGGGAUUUCCAGCUCUGCUCCUGAUGGUUUGAAUUCCAUAGAUGACAAAUUUGAGGAGCUGAUCAGGCAGUUUGAGGCAGAGCUUGAAGACCGUGUGGCGGUCCCUUCCCAAACCCAGACCCAGAUUCAAACUAAAGCCCAAGCCCCAGUCACAAUCCGGGCUCCAGUGCAGGAGCCUCAGCCUAACUCUAACUCUAACUCAGGACAAGCCAUUGAUUCUGAAGACUCUUCAGGUCUGGCUUCUGCUAACGGUGCUUUGCAAAUGCCCAAUGUCCUUGGUCUGCCAGGAGAAGAAAUGUUAGUGAAGAUGGAAGUGGAUGGAGAGAAGAGCACAACCUUGGGUGUAGUCCCUGCCAAUCCUCUAGUACAGGAGGAUAGGGGGGAAGUUGGGGCACCACCUCAGGGGAUAGGUUGUCCCUCAGUGCCCCAGCCACUCCAAGAGGCCCUUCUACAGCAGCAACAACACAGAGUCUUGGAAGACCCCUUUACCAUCCCUUUCUCUAGCCCUCAUUCCCCAGUUAAGAAGAUAAAGGUUGAAUCCUCAGGCGGUAUCACUGUGCUGUCCACUACGGCCUGCUUUUCCACUGAAGAUGAGACCCCCACAAAGAAUGAACCCCCCCUCACACCAUCACUCAGUGGGUUUCUGGAGUCACCCCUGCGCUACCUGGACACCCCUACCAAGAGCUUGCUGGAUACCCCAGCCAAGGAUGCCCAGUCAGAGUUCCCUAUGUGUGACUGUGUGGAGCAGAUUAUAGAGAAGGACGAGGGGCCAUACUACACCCACCUGGGAUCUGGGCCUAAUGUGGCCUCCAUUCGUGAGCUGAUGGAAAGCAGGUAUGGGGAGAAGGGUGAAGCAAUCCGCAUUGAGAAGGUGAUCUACACGGGCAAGGAAGGCAAAAGCUCUCAGGGAUGUCCCAUCGCCAAAUGGGUGAUCCGGCGUGCCAGCGAGGCGGAGAAGCUCCUGUGCUUGGUGCGGAAGCGGGCAGGCCACCAUUGUGCCCAUGCCGUCGUCAUCAUCCUCAUCCUGGCCUGGGAGGGUGUGCCCCGCGAGCUGGGAGACAAGCUAUACCACGAGAUCAGCGAGACUCUCACCAAGUACGGCAACCCUACCAGCCGGCGCUGCGGACUCAAUGAUGACCGCACCUGUGCCUGCCAGGGAAAGGAUCCGGAGACCUGUGGAGCUUCCUUCUCCUUUGGGUGCUCCUGGAGUAUGUACUUCAAUGGGUGCAAAUAUGCACGAAGCAAGACCCCACGCAAAUUCAGAUUGCAAGGAGACAACCCCAAGGAGGAGGAGAAUCUCAGGGAUCAUUUCCAGGACUUGGCCACAAAGGUUGCUCCCCUUUACAAAAGGCUCGCCCCCCAGGCUUACAGCAACCAGACUGCCACAGAAAAGUCAGCCCCAGAUUGCCGGCUGGGUCUGAAGGAAGGCCGCCCAUUCUCAGGGGUCACCGCCUGCAUGGAUUUCUGUGCCCACGCCCACAAGGACCAGCACAACCUAUACAAUGGCUGCACUGUGGUGUGCACUCUGACAAAGGAAGAUAACCGCACUGUAGGCCAGAUCCCUGAAGACGAGCAGCUCCAUGUGCUCCCACUCUAUAAGGUCUCCUUGACUGAUGAGUUUGGCAGCGAGGAACGCCAGCGCCAGAAGAUAGAGUCUGGUGCAAUCCAGGUGCUCACCAACUUCCGUCGUGAAGUGCGCAAGUUGCCCGAGCCUGCCAAAUCAUGUCGACAGCGCAAAUUGGAGGCCAAGAAAGCUGCGUCUGAGAAGAAGAAAGGUCAGAAACAGCUGGAAACACCAGAGAAGAUCAUGAAGACGGAGCUAAGCCACAUGGGGCCCCCUACACAGCAGCACUGUAACAAAGGAAUCCCAAAACAGGAAGUGAAGCCCACCAUCAAGAUGGAGCCCAAGGAAAAUUUUAAGUCAUACAAUGGGAACAGCAAUGGUGUCCUGGAGAGCUAUUCUGUCCUUGGCAACUGCCGCCCCUCUGACCCUUACAGCAUGAACAGUGUCUAUUCCUACCCCUCAUACUAUGCAAGGAAUGGCCUCCCUGCCACCUCUCCCAAUGGCUUCCACCCCAACCUCCCAGUGCCCUACAGCUUAUAUAACUACCCACCCAACCACAUCUUUCCACCACAGUUCCUAAACUACGAUGGCCACAGUGGUAGCUGGCCUAAAGCCACCAUUUAUGAGAAGAAGCCGGAUGUCCAGACACUGCAGGCCAGCCUUGGGAAAUCAUCAUUCCCAGACUACCCAGAGCAAUCCCAAGGGGUCACCCCCUCAAAAACCGGUUAUCCCCUCCAUUCCCUGGUCCCUGCAUCUCCAGAGUUUGCCCAGCCCCUGGUCCCACCACACCGAAAUCACCAGGCCCCUGAAGGUGCCCGGCGGAGUUUUCCAAGCCCUCUGACCAAAAUGAUCAAGCAGGAGCCAAUCGAUAGCCCUCAGUACACAGACUGUGGUGGAGCAGCGGGAGGGGAUGCAAAUCCUCCUGCCAGGGAUGACAUAACCCAUGGAUCAAUACAGGGUCCCAGCCCAGGCCCACAGCACGAGCAAUGGCCUGGAUACAAGAUGAAUGGGAAUCUAGGAUCAGAGUCCUGGGAUAGCAAUCGUAAAGUCUCCACUCCACAUGAUGGUAGGAAAUCCUGGGCUUCAUCCCCCUCCUCUUUUGCUCCCAGCCCUGCAGAAACUCGGAAUGUAUUGGAGAAGCCACACCAACACCAACAGCAGCAACAGUGGAGCUCAUUUUCGGGUGCAACCACUCCUCUCCCCUCUCCCUCUCCCUCCCCUUCCCCAUCCCUCCCUUUGACACCUUCCCCUGCUCCUUCUUGCUCUCCUCAUGUCCCUAAUACCAGCUGGGGCACCUUUGGCAGUCCUGGUGAAGGUUGUUGCCCAUCCCCUAACCCACAAGGAAAAUCCUGGAACUCAAAUGGAUACAAUGCAAACUUAAAGAGGGCCACACCUGUAGGGGGGUUCCCAGAUAAGCUGUGGUGCAAAGAUGGAGAGGGCAGAGGAUCUACACCUUUGGGGCUACAGGAGAAAGCAUGGAAGUCUUGUGGAGGCUCUGCAGCUGCCAGUACCCUUACACCAACCCCUGUGCCCACCCCAGAGGGCAGGCUGUACCCAGAUGCUUUCCAAGCAUCAGAUAUUACCAACAAUAAAAUGUUCUGGGACCCAUAUGGGCUAGAGGGUGAGGAGAAGAUGGAGCAGCAAUCGCAGGUGAAGGAAGAAGAGGAGGUAUGGUCUGAUAGUGAGCACAACUUCCUAGAUCCCAACAUCGGGGGGGUGGCAGUGGCUCCGGCACACGGGUCAAUCCUCAUUGAGUGUGCCCGCCGCGAGCUGCAUGCUACCACGCCACUCAAGAAACCCAACCGCUGCCACCCGACUCGCAUCUCCCUGGUUUUCUACCAGCACAAGAACCUCAACCAGCCCUGCCAUGGCCUGGCACUGUGGGAGGCCAAGAUGAAGCUGUUGGCAGAGCGGGCACGGCAACGACAAGAGGAGGCAGCCCGGCUAGGGCUGCCACAGGAGGACAUCAAGGCCUAUGGCAAGAAGCGCAAGUGGGGAGCGGCAGGCAGCAACAGCUCGGCAGCUUCAGGAAACAGUGCAUCUGGACAGAGCCAGAGCAAGGACAAGAAAGAAGGCAUUCAUACGCGGCAUGCGCCCACACCACACACAAACUCUCUUGUCACUGUUUCACCAUACGCACACACCCAGCUCACUGGGCCCUACAGCCGCUGGGUGUGAGAGACUCCCCGUGCAAGGGGAUCAAAAGGACGGGAAGUUUUUUUGGUGCUGGGGUGGCCAAGAAGAGAAGGAAAAUCUUUCUCUCCUUCCUAGUUGGUUCUGCUUUGGAGUUUUUAAAGUUUUUUUUCAUUUUUUUACCUCAAAUUCUGCAGCAGUGCAGUCACUCCCUGUCACAGGGUGUUCCUGCAAACAGGCUGCUCGUGGUGCUCUCCCUCUCUCUAUUGUCAGAGGGAUUACAUUGUUUCUUUCCCUUCUUACUAUAAUGAUCCCUACUAUUAUUAUUGUUGUUGGUGGUGUUAUUACUGGUAUUGUUAUUAUUAUGACAUUGAUGAUUUCUAUUAUUAUUAUUUGAUUAUUAAUAUUAUUUUAAUGUUAUGAUUUUUUUGGGACGGGGGCACAGAUGGAAUACGACCCCUCUUGCAGUCCUGCUCACUCCUGCCCCCAAAUCACAAAUAGUGCAGAACAACAUUUUUCAUUCAUUCUUUUUGCGAGAAUAUGUUUAUAAGAAGGUUUGACCUGUAAACAGGGGGCAGGCCAGAUUACAGAAGCGACAAAAAGGAAACAGAAAAAGCAAACAAGAACAUCAAAGCGGAAUACAACACCUUGGAAGUCUCCUAUUUAUAACCUUUUUAUCCAGGAAAAAUACCUGAAGAAGAAGAAAAAACGAAAUAAUUUUAAAACAUAAGUUAAGAAGAUAAUAACAAUGACUUUGUAGCUUCUUCUAAUGUGAGAAGUUUCAUAAAGUCUAUUUUAAUAGCUAUUUAUUUUAAUUGUUUUUAAGUUGUUUUUUUAUCAGUGACAAAAUUAUAUUUAAGUCAAUGAUAAGCAAACAGAGAGAGCUCUUCUCCUCCCAAGUCAUGGUCUUCACUGUUCUUAAAAAGAAGGAGGAGGUGCAUUUCUCUGCAUCAAAAAGAAAACAAUGUCUUGUUCUGUAUCUUGGGCCCUCAGACACCACCUGUAUCAAUGCACAGUGAUGCCCCUUUUUAGUGAAAUCUCUGACUCUUUAAACAAAAGACCUCUGACAGCUCUCUGUAGACACACUUGAACAUUGCUCACACUAUCAUGAUUACUCAGCUGCUUUUUCGUUAUUUCAUUGGUGCUUCAGACUUACCUAAAUAAUGGGGUGCCUCAUGUUUGCCUUUUACCAUUUUCCCUGCAUCUUGCUCAGCACGCAGUGCCACCUGCAGUAAUCUGAAUUAGUUCAGGACUUAAAAACCCCUUUACGAGACUGCUGGCUUUCUCCAUCCUUUUCAAUAGGCCCUUGCUAAAAAUUUGGCCAUGCAUAAUGUUAACUGGUGUUUCUUAGCCUUGGUUCAAGAAAAUGAUGUUAUCUAUCAGUCCAGGUUGGCUUGAUUGCCCUCCAACUCCUUACAGUACUGUUAGAUAAUGACAGAUAGACAUUUACUCCACACCCUUGUGAAUUGGUGCUGAGAAAAGUCCCAUGGUACUGUUCUCUCUCUCUCUCUCUCUCUCUCAGAAUAUAAUUGAGCCUGACUACGAGUGUGACUUUGAGAGUGCCUUGCACUGAUAUUUUCAUUCUCCUGUCAGAGCACAAACACAAGACCACCAAAGAAGUAAAGACCUUAUUAGAAAUGAGAAACCCAUGCCUUACUGUUCUAGCAGUCAGGGGUGGACAGAAGGGAACAAUGCCUUCCAUUGCUUUACUGCAAGGAACAUUUAGAAAACCGUCUCUUUAGAAAACGGCAUGAAUGCAAACAACCUGUCUGACCUAUUAACUGCUUGUUUGUGACACGAGUGGUGCUGUAUUGUUUUAUGCAAUGCUACAGGUACAGAUCAGCGUGCCUUAAAAGUAGAAGAAACUGCGUGCUGUAGCAGUGAGGGAAUUGGUUUGUGUGCUUGGCAGACAGAAACACUUCAUUAUUUCUUCUCUAUUCAAAUGCAACAGCCUUCUCUUCACACAGGUGCAAACUAAUGGUGCCAUUCUGACGUACUGUAGUCAAUUAAACAAAAAUGGUGCUUUUUCACAUUUUACUGUCCAUAAUACAGGACCAGAGAGAACAGAGGAUCACCAAGCUGUGUGUGCACAGAACAUAUGCAGUACACACACCAACUACCAGCGUUACAGAUGAAAAAUUUUGUGUAGCUGCCUCACAUAACAGCUGCUGCAGUGAGCAUUGAUAUACCAGAUAUUAGGUGUAUUGAUACUUACUGGAGCCAUUUAAAAUAACACCAAGAGAA